AUGAUGGCCAAGAAGCCCCCGAAACCAGCCCCUCGAAGGAUCUUCCAAGAAAGGUUAAAGAUUACUGCUCUACCUUUAUACUUUGAAGGUUUUUUAUUAGUCAAGCGCUCAGAAUACCAGGAAUAUAAACUAUAUUGGACAGAAUUGAGAGGAACUACCCUUUUCUUUUAUAACGACAAAAAAAGCACAAUAUAUGUUGACAAGUUAGACAUAAUAGACCUCACAUGCCUUAAUGAGCAGAAUUCAACUGAUAAGAAUUGUGCAAAAUUCACCCUUGUUUUGCCAAAAGAAGAAGUGCAACUGAAGACAGAGAACACGGAGAGUGGGGAAGAAUGGAGAGGCUUCAUUCUUACAAUAACAGAGCUGUCAGUUCCCCAACAUGUGUCACUCCUUCCUGGACAAGUAAUUAGACUGCAUGAAGUCUUAGAGAGAGAAAAGAAAAGGAGGAUUGAGACAGAGCGGCUGCCAAGUACAUCUCUGGAAGAAGAGAGGGAACCAAUAGAGGAUUAUGUGGAUGUACUGAACCCUAUGCCAGCAUGUUUUUACGCAGUGUCUCGGAAAGAAGCAACUGAGAUGCUUGAGAAGAAUCCUUCAUUGGGAAAUAUGAUCCUGAGGCCUGGUAGUGACAGCAGAAACUUCUCCAUCACUAUCCGGCAGGAGAUAGACAUGCCAAGAAUCAAGCACUACAAAGUGAUGAGUGUAGGAAAAAACUACACUAUUGAACUGGAAAAACCUGUAACACUUCCAAACCUUUUUAGCGUCAUUGAUUAUUUCAUGAAGGAGACUCGAGGAAAUUUACGACCAUUUAUAUAUUCAACUGAUGAAAACCUUGAGACCAAAGGAUUUCCUGUAACAUCUUUAAAAUAA
Messenger RNA from Eptesicus fuscus (big brown bat), 867 nucleotides. It is a transcript of the gene STAP1, whose product is annotated as signal transducing adaptor family member 1. The record is from RefSeq and is a predicted model, not a curated record. Bases 1 to 867 code for a protein of 288 amino acids. Gene Ontology annotation, biological process: positive regulation of B cell receptor signaling pathway; cell surface receptor protein tyrosine kinase signaling pathway. NCBI's taxonomy places the organism in Eukaryota, Metazoa, Chordata, Mammalia, Chiroptera, Vespertilionidae. The transcript has 9 exons. Gene Ontology annotation, molecular function: protein kinase binding; signaling adaptor activity.